ACCGGGCUGGGCUUGGGAAAAUGUCCAAUCAGCUAGCAGCAGGCGCAUGUGGGUUGAGCCAGUCAGCAUCGCGUGCUGCGGGUGGAAAUGGGAAAAAGAAAGAGACAACACCUGGGGAGUAAUUUGACCAAGAAACAGAAAAAUCAUCUGCGGGAAUUCGGGGAGCAACACCCCUUUCAUGAUGAGAUUUUGGAAAAAGCAGCGCCAGCUCAGAUUGUUGAUCUGGCCGACAGCUCCGAGCAGUCUGAUUCAGGGAGCGAUGUAGAAUCUGGUAUAGAACGGAUGACUGCCUACCAACAUCUGUGUUCCACCUUAAAAAAUGUUGCAGAGGAUCUGCACUCUGAUUCUGAUAGUGACAGUGAAAGUGAAUUUGAAGAAGUGGUGAAGGAGACGACUCAAGAUGAUGAUGAUGAGGAGGAGGAGGCGGAAGAGUAUGAUGAUAAUGAAAUUGGUGACAAAAAUGACCCAGAAGAAAGAGAUGCAUUCAAUAAAGCUGAAACGACAAGCUCUACUACAGGGGAAGAAUUUGCCAAGAAUGAGGUGGCACACAGUGAUGAAAUUGAAAACGACAAUGACCUCGAAACUGAUUUCACUGAUGUGAAAAAUGAAGCUAAAUUCUGUUUAGAAAGUAAUUUAAUUGGAGAUGAAAGUCAAGGUGAAAGUGAAGAAGUUGCUUAUGUAAACAGUUUUGAAGACCCAUUUAAGCAACAUAUGGACACAGAGCUAGAGGAAGAUGAUGUGAAAACUAUAACAAAGGUUCAUAGUACAACACAGUCCAAGUGGACUACCCUUGGGCAGUUAGUAUGGUCCAGUCGCUUACCAAAAUAUUCUCUUAUUAAAGAGUUGUCAGAUGACAGUUCAAAAAAUCUCCAUCUCCAUAAACCCCUGGAAACAACAUGGCCUACGGUCAAUGCUCAAUUCCUUUCAACAGAGGAUCAACUGAAUCAAGAAGAAUUUUUCAUGCCACUUCAACAAGGACUCUUCCGAAUAAUGAAUAAUUACAGAGACAUAUAUUAUCCAGAAAGGACUGCUAUUGGAAAUGGAGAGCAAAUUCGCCGUGUCUAUUGUUUACAUGUGAUGAAUCAUGUGUUGAAAGCAAAUUCACAGGUGCUGAGCAAUAAUGCAAAGUACCAAGAACAAAAGGCAGAAAUUGAUGAUGGCCUAAGGGAUCAGGGACUUACAAGACCUAAGGUACUUAUUGUAGUGCCAUUUAGAGAGUCGGCUUUAAGAGUGGUGCAAAUCUUGAUUAGUCUUCUUGAUGUGAAAGACAAGCUGGAAGUGAGCAACAAGAAAAGAUUUAAGGAUGAAUAUGGCUCUAGUCCAGAAGAUAAACCGCCAAAUCUAAAACGACCUGAAGAUUAUGAAGCUAUUUUUGCUGGCAAUAUUGAUGAUCACUUUCGAAUAGGUGUGGCCAUUCUUCGUAGGAGUAUGCGAUUGUAUGCACCGUUUUAUUCUAGUGAUAUCAUCAUUGCUUCUCCCCUGGGCUUGCGGACAAUAAUCAAAGCUGAGGGUGACAAGACCAGGGAUUUUGAUUUCCUCUCUUCCAUUGAAAUACUAAUUAUUGACCAAGCUGAUAUCUAUCUUAUGCAAAAUUGGGAGCAUAUCGUGCACCUACUGAAACAUCUUAAUCAGCAACCCCAUGAGCCACAUGGAGUGAAUUUUUCCCGAGUGCGGAUGUGGAGUCUGAAUAAUUGGUCCAAGUAUUACAGACAGACUUUGAUUUUCAGCGCAUUUCAGGAUCCACAGAUUAACGCUAUUCACAGUAAACACUGUUUCAAUUACAGAGGACAGGUGACUGUAAGUAACCUACCUAAAACUGGUUCAAUCUGCCAUGUUGUUAUGCAGUUGCCACACGUUUUCCAACGACUAGAUGUCUCCAGCUUCACAGAUCUGCCUGAUGCAAGGUUUGAAUUCUUUAUCAAGAGUAUUUUGCCUCAAUACAGAGAAGCAGUUAUGUCCCACACCUUAAUUUACAUACCGAUAUAUUUCGAUUAUGUGCGACUGAGAAACUACUUGAUCCGUGAAGAAGUAAAUUUUUCUCAUAUUUGUGAAUACAGCAAAAAAUCCACUAUUAAUCGAGCCAGAUAUCAUUUCCUGAAAGGGGAGAAACCUUUCCUCUUAUUCACUGAACGUUUCCAUUUCUACAAAAGGUACGCAAUUAAGGGCAUCAGACAUCUUAUUUUCUAUGAGCUUCCUACAUAUCCGCAUUUCUAUAGUGACAUUUGCAACAUGCUAAACCCAGAAAAUAGAGGUGAUGAAGCAACGUGGACUUGCACUGUUUUAUAUUCCAAGUAUGAUGCUCAGAAGCUGACCCGAGUGGUGGGAGCAGAACGUGCUGCGCAAAUGAUUCAGUCUAAGAAAUCAGUGCAUUUGUUUGUAACUGGAGAAGACUCUUAACAAAUUGAGGACUAGCAAUAUCCAGCAAUUUUGUAAUCACUGAAAUCAUGAAAUUUGAAAUGAAAACAAAAUGCUGCAGGUGAAGCAGCAUCAAUGGAGAGAAGCAAAGUUAAUGUUUCAGUUCGCUGAUAACAUAUUAUUUUCUAUUCACAAAUGCUCCCUGACCUGCUGAGUAUUUAUACUUUGGCCUUAUUCUACAUUGUUUGCCUUUUUAACUCCAAGGAUUUAAUACUCAGUUGAUCUUUCUACCUCCAUUAAUGUAAAAAUGGCACAUUAUGACUUUUAAUUUAACUUGUGUUUUCUCACAAAUCCGUAAGUGUAAGACUAUAUUCUGGAAACAUCCUGAGAUUAGAUUAAUAGAAAUAAACAGCAAACAGAAAAUUCUAGUGCUUUCAAAUAAACUGCAGUUUUGUUUAUAAUUUUC
Messenger RNA from Chiloscyllium plagiosum (whitespotted bambooshark), 2821 nucleotides. RefSeq names its product UTP25 small subunit processor component (gene utp25). Gene Ontology annotation, biological process: maturation of SSU-rRNA from tricistronic rRNA transcript (SSU-rRNA, 5.8S rRNA, LSU-rRNA). Lineage: Eukaryota; Metazoa; Chordata; Chondrichthyes; Orectolobiformes; Hemiscylliidae. The record is from RefSeq and is a predicted model, not a curated record. Gene Ontology annotation, molecular function: rRNA binding; U3 snoRNA binding. Gene Ontology annotation, cellular component: small-subunit processome; nucleolus.